Messenger RNA from Pangasianodon hypophthalmus (striped catfish), 3453 nucleotides. It is a transcript of the gene terb1, whose product is annotated as telomere repeat binding bouquet formation protein 1. The coding region runs from base 147 to 2612 and encodes 821 amino acids. The record is from RefSeq and is a predicted model, not a curated record. Gene Ontology annotation, biological process: homologous chromosome pairing at meiosis; meiotic attachment of telomere to nuclear envelope. NCBI's taxonomy places the organism in Eukaryota, Metazoa, Chordata, Actinopteri, Siluriformes, Pangasiidae. The transcript has 20 exons.
UAGUCAGCAGUCCAUUUUAUUUAAUUUAUUAAUUCUUUUAAAAUCACACGAUUGCUACGUCAUAGACAAGAUCAGUGCACUUGCAUUGCUUCUUUUUCAUUACUUAUACUCUUCUCCCUGUAUAUCAGGUUUAAUUUCAUGACCUUAUGUCACUUUUUACAGCCAUCAGGACUGAUCUGCGCUUAUUACUCGAGUGUCUGAAGUACCAGAUGAAAUGUCCGGCGUCUCAGAAACAAGCUCUACUCACCAUCGUCUCAAUCUGCCAACAGAACGGUGAGAACGUGGAGUUCCUCAGAGAGAUUGGAGGUGUGACGUUCAUCUAUAACCUGUCCAGAGCCAGCGAUUACUCUGAGGUUAAAGAGACGGCUCUGUUCGCGCUCGGCUCUCUGGCUGAAGUUAACGAGAGCUGUAAGCAGAGCCUGUGCAGAGAGGAGAUGUUCUGUGGCUUGGCCGACUGCAUGGAACAGGAAGCGUCCCUCACGCUGAAGAGAGUGGCCGUGUACAUGCUUUCUGUAUUAGUUUCCAACAACAAACAGGGACAGAGCCUUGCUAAGACUUCUAGGUGUAUUGAUAUCCUGCUCAACUUGUUCAGGAGUACUUAUCCCAUGGCUGGAGGAACGAUUGAGCUGCUGCAGCUGUGGACGUCAGUGUCCAGUGCUCUCUGUGGCUGUGUCAACAACCCCCAAAAUGAGGAGAACCAGAGUGCGUGCAUGUGUCUGUUGCCUCUGGUCAAGGUGUGGCUCCAGCAGGUAUCCGUGUUCGGGGCGGAGCUGGCUCAACCCGUCUGCUCCUUCAUCGGCAUGACGGUGGCGAAUAACCCGUUUGUUCAGGAGUAUUUUGCGUCAGUUGGAGGACUGCUCACACUCUCAGACGCUUUAUCCAGUGCAGUUACUCAGUGCAGAGAGAAUCCUGCAGCCUGUAGUCUCGCUGCCAUGAUUACCAGAACACUGUCUGCCUGCAUCACUGACAACGAGGCUUUUGCACCUGUGCUGUCUGAGCUGACGUUGGUUCCAGACCUCCUGCUGUUGCUGUCCAGCCCAAACCUCAGUCCACGAGACCAGCUGGCCGUGGUGUUGACACUCGGGCGCUGCACCGACGCGUGUGUGGAGCAUCAGUCUCAGCUGUUGCGGGGCGGAGGACUGCCUCUGAUGAUCUCUCUCCUGACUGAAGCGAAUGAUGAGGAAGUCAGAAAGGCAGCUACCUUUGUACUGCAAACAUGUAAAAAUCUCACUGGAUCUACAGCAGGUCAGAGUGUGGAGUCUGAGCUGCAGAGACACCGUCAGUCCGCCUGGGAAAUCCAGCAGAGAAUUCAGCAGCUAGAAAGACGGCAGUUGGACGAUUUGGGAAAGGAUGUAGAAAAUUCUUCAGCUCAGCCCACGGAAUGCAGAGAGGAAUUGUGGGAAGACUCCGUGGUGCGAAGGUCCAGAGGUGGAAGCCGAGUGUAUGAGGAGGAGUCGUGGAGAGAGGACAUUCCACUGAACUUCACAUCACCUACACAACCUCCACCUGAGCCAGUCUCAGCGCAGGGAAUGGGAGAGCCAAUGCAGCAUGUUCGAAGACAGAUUGUUAAAGACUUUGAUAAGUCAGUGAAUCCUUUCCAAAAAGGAAACGGAGAACAACAGCGACUGGCAGAGAAGGCGACAGGAAGUAGUGUAGCAGAACAAAGUGAGCAACAAAUGAGAAGAGAGAGUGAGAUGAAAAGAGGGAUGGAAGAAAUGGAGAGAGGUGAAACAGAUGAAACAAACCUCAGCAGAGACAGAAGCAGAGAUGAGCUGGGACAUGAAAACCCUGUCAGCGCCACACACACCAAGCUACAGGCAAAAGACAGAGAUGCACGCAGCCCAGAUAUUUUCAAACAUCCUGCUCCCAUGAAGAGAAGCCAGCAGACUCUGUUUCGCUCGGACGAUGAGCUGUCUGUGUGCUCUGAGCUCCUGGAUAGUGAGAUUGAGAGGAUUCUCAUCACUCCAGCUGCGUGUAAGCCCAGCAGGCUACGCUGUGCAGGGUGUGUGAGCGGGGUGGAUGAGGUGAACAGCAGGUCAGUGGGUGUGGUUCUGCGCGGCUGUAAGAGUCGGUGCGAGUUCCACAUGGUGCUGCAGAGAGCUGAGGAUCGUCUGAAGAGAAGCCUGCGUAUCGAUGGGGUCGCGCACACGCGCGGUCACGAUCACACACGUGACUGUGGAGACAGAGACACGUGUUCUUCAGAAACAGUCUCCAAACACACAGUGAGAGAAAGAGAGGGUCGCGUAAACAGACCGAGCCGCAGAGACGCUAUGAGGUCGAUAAAUCUCACUCCUCUGAAGAGAUCGGGUGAAACUCAGGGCAAAGUUCAGACGUGGAAAACAGACAUGUGUCCAGUCUCCGAAAACCAGGGUGCGAUGAUGGAAAGCAGAGUGCACAGAGACAGGAAGGACUAUUCUGUAGAUGAGCUGAAGUACCUCAGUGAGGGCGUGAGACGUUUUGGUCACUCCUGGAACACUAUACUGUGGGCGUAUCCCUUCCAGCAGGGACGCACAAACGUAGACCUGGCCAAGAAAUACAGAAAGCUACAGCAGGGCUCAGCGCCGUCCCCAGACCUCAUAACACAGGAAUCUGCUGAACAGAGAGUUCAUUAAAGAGACAAUGCGGUCUGUACAGUCUGUACUGUUAAUGUGUAAACAGCAGAUCAGCCUUUAAUGCAGAAAGCUGAAGCUGUUACUUACAAAGAGUUUAUUUAGUGUUAGUGCUGACUAAAAUACUGGAUAUUUGUUAUUAUAUUGAAAGAAAGACGAGUUUAUUAUUUUUAACUUAUGUUUGAUUAAAGCUGAAUGUAAAUCUCACUCUUGAUAUAUUCAUGAAAUAAGACUGGACUGCUCGUGUGAGCCAAACAGACUCCUACAAAUGGGAUUCGUUGUAGUUCAUUAGCAUACAAAGCUGUUACUUCAGCUCUUCACUGACACGCGUCCUCGGACAGAGAGAGGCUCAUACACUGGGCGAGAGAAUACAGUAAUAAACUGUCUGAGUGCUGAACGUUUCUCAGCGCUGCUCCGGUGUCGUUCUGAGUUCAUGCCUGUGUUUUUGUUUUCUUUGCCAUGUGCUUUUGUUUCUGUUCUAGUCCUGUCUCCGCCCCUCUGCCGUCUUAUUGGCGUGUUACUUGAUUGUGUUCUGUGUUACACCCUUAAUUAGUUUGUCUCUGUACACCCUGCUGUUUGUUGCUUUGGCUUAAAGUCUUAUUGUGCAUUUAUGUGUCUGUGAGUUAAACACACCGAGUUGAGUCACGAUUCUUAGAAUCUCUCAGUACUCUUACAUGGAAAUCUCAUUACAUUCUGUCUGUGCAUGUGCGAAGUUUUUUUUUUUUCUUCUUCUUUUCUGUGCGCUGAGACUCCACAUCUUUCCCAGAUAUCCUUGGCUUUGUUCCACGUAUUUCCUGAAACUGUUCAGUCAUGGGAUUGUUGAAUGUAGCUUAUAAAAAUACAC